Amorphotheca resinae ATCC 22711 is the source of this 876-nucleotide messenger RNA. RefSeq lists its product as hypothetical. The annotation marks the transcript as partial. NCBI's taxonomy places the organism in Eukaryota, Fungi, Ascomycota, Leotiomycetes, Helotiales, Amorphothecaceae. The record is from RefSeq and is a predicted model, not a curated record. The transcript has 4 exons.
CGUCAGCGUCGGGAGAUACGCUUCCAGGUUCUUCGGGGUUGGAGGGCCUCCGAAGGCCCACCAAUAUCACGAAUCAACAUCCACCACAAAGCCGGAGACGUGGCACAACCUCCCCGGAGAAAAACCAGUCGCUUUAGAAAACCAGACAGGACACCGAGAAGGAAUUGACUCAACGACCGAGAGGAGGUGAGAAUAGCAGCUUGAUCUGUAUGGGUGCGAAGUUUGCGAAAACCUCAUGACCAUGUGCCCAAACGCACAUGCAUACUGGGGCAAAGCAUACUUUGCAUUAAAGCCAAUCACAGUCUCAGAGGAUCAUAAAGAGAUGAAGGUCAAGUUUUUCUGGCUCCGCAAGCACGAAGGCUCCAAAUCGGUUUCGCUCGAUGAUAUUCCUGAACUCCCGUCGAGUGCCAGUAAGGCUCAUAGCCCAAUCGACUUAUGGCAACGAGUUCCUGACAUGUUCGGCGUUGGGCCGACUAUGUUUGUAGGAGCCAAUACCCCGAUCAACAAGUCGCUAGCAAAUAUCGAGAGUUUGGAAGUAUCCAAUGAGCCAAACACGAGAUCGAGUUCUCGAUCACGGAGCCUCCUGUUAUCUAACUUGGUAACCGAGAGCUUCCGUCCGAGGCCUGGACAGUCGCAUUGCUGGACAGACUUCCUAACGCGCAUAUGCUCCGACAAGGGAACAUCUUUGUCCCUCGAGAACGUCAAGCUUUCGGGCCCCCUGUGCGUCCUCCUCUGGUUCGGCGUCGGAGCCGAUCUCCAUGCAGCAGAUGCCCGGCCGCAACAUGUGUCUUCGAUGUGUGAAGUUGCUGUAUCUUCGCCCGGCUCACUUCUGCGGCAAGACGUCGCAUUGCUGGACAGAAGUCAUCAUAGAGCACU